Molecule: messenger RNA, 246 nt
Organism: Cetraspora pellucida
Lineage: Eukaryota; Fungi; Glomeromycota; Glomeromycetes; Diversisporales; Gigasporaceae
Source: the annotation of a GenBank genome assembly
AUGACAGCAAUGCCAAUAGGUUUUGAAAACCCAGUUUCUAACCAGGCUUUAUUAUGGGCCCAACAACCUUUUCAACAAUUUCAACAACCUUUCCAAUCAGGUUUAGGUUCAGGUUCUUUUUCAGAUAACCUUAGACAGUAUGUUCCAGAUAAGUUUCCAAGUGAACUCGUUAGCACAAAAGAAGAUACCAGUCCAGUUCAAGUUUUCGAAAGAGAAACUAGAAUGGAUAAAACAGGAGUUAGACAG